Messenger RNA from Symbiodinium sp. CCMP2456, 2535 nucleotides. Lineage: Eukaryota; Dinophyceae; Suessiales; Symbiodiniaceae. The record is from the annotation of a GenBank genome assembly.
AUGCUUCCGGUGGAGACUUUCAAAGAUAAAGUCCAGCUGUGCGCAGUCUGGGAGAAAGUGAGGGAAGGCAAUGUGCAUCUUAUAACCGUUGAUGACGUGCAAGAGCUGUUCUAUGCUUUUGGCGUGUACGGAACCCUCGACACACGCGAGCUUGUGAAGCUCUGCGUCCUAGACGGCCUUGGUUUAACAGCCCAAGAUGUGAAGGAGUGGAUCCAGGACUCCGAUGCGGAAGGGAUAGGGGAGGUCACCGUGGAAGACGUCCAUAGAGGGCUCACGCGCGGGAAUGUCGCAUUCACAUUGGUGAAGAAGACGUUGUUCGGCCAGGAGAAGGACCACAAGUCAACGGAAUGUUCUUUGACGGAGCUUCUGGAUUGGCUGAAGUUUGAGUACGACAAGAAGAGCAAUCUUUGGUCUUUGCCAGAAACACUUCUUCUCUUCUUCGCCUUUGUGCUUGCUUCGGCAGUCCACCUGGGUGUGUUCGAGGCCUUCAGGAUUUCCCAGGUCUACGAUCUUGGUUUGGGUUUUGGUGAUUUUCUGGCUUACGACAUGGUCGACCGCGAGACAUUCUGGAUAUGGAUAGAACGUGGCUUCGUGCGAAACAUCUUCAGGCACGACUUGUUCUCCUUCGUGCGUCAGUAUCAGUAUGGAGAGAACUAUGGGGAGGACCCUACGGUGGCUGCUCCUUUUCCUGGCCGCGUGUUCAGAGAGCACCAGAUCAUCGGUGCAGUGCGAGCACGGAAGUGGGUGACUGACCCCCAGGAGUGCGCAAUCGGUGAGCCUUGGAAGGCGAUCUACGCAAGCUGUCAUCAGCAAGGUUCCCCACGGCCAGAAGACUGGUACAUAUUCUACCAUCAGAAGAGAGAGGUGAUUGAGGAGCAGCUGAGGCAGUUUCAGGAAGCAGGCUGGAUGGACGCAAACACGCUGUUCUUGGAUUUGGAGAUUUUCACGUACAAUGCGCACCAGGUUGCGUUCACGAUGCAGAUCAUGCGGCUGGAGUGGUCAACUGCCGGCUACCUCAUCCAGCGACCAGGCAUCCGCGAGACAUUUUAUGCUGCACCGUACCACAACCUGGCUCUGGUGCUGCCCGACCUCAUGUUUCUGACUCUGCUGACGAGCAUUCUCUAUUCGGAGCUGAAGGAAGCCAUUCCGGCAGCCAUGAAUGGCUUAGAUGGCGUCAAGGAUUACUUGAAGUUCUGGAACGUCGUGGACUGGAUCAACGUGACAGUUGGAAUAGGAUGCGUGUCGGUUUGGCUCGCCUUCGUGCUGAAACUAACCGUGGAGCUGGAGGAAGUCCUGAAGGGUCUACCCUCAGAGGUCUUGGAUUUGUAUGUCUUCACGAAUCGCACCUACCUGAGAUACGAGGAAUUCGACACCUUCGUUGAUCGACAAGAAUUUGAGAUGAAAAUGAACGAUGUCUUCACCGUCGCAGAAGAAACAGCGCAUUUGUACAUGCUCGUGCGUUCAGUCCUCUUCUUCUACUUGUUCGUGCUGAUGUUCAAAUUCUUCAAGGCUUUCAGAUCCAAUGACCGCUUGGAUGUGGUGAUCCAAACCAUUACAGACUCUGCGACAGACGUGUUCCACUUCGCGAUCGCUUUUGCGUUAGUCUUCUUGUGCUUCGCAUCAGCUGGCAUGGUUCUAUUCGGCUACACAGUGGAAGGCUUCCACACCUUCAUCUACUCCUUGUUCUUCUGUUGGCGCUCGGGCGUUGGUAUGGACGAUAUCGAUGUGUAUGAAGUCUGGUAUCAGGUGCUGGCUUAUUUUUGGUACUUCACGUACUUGGCCUUGAUGAGUACCUUGAUGAUCAACAUCUUGGUCGGCCUCAUUUUUGAGGCCUACGGUCGCAUUCACGCCAAUGCAGGCGAGCCACCCACUUUGCUGGAGCAGGUGAGUGAAGCUGUGGACACGCUGAAGGAUACCAAGUCUUUCAUCAACAUGUGGUACAUCAUCUGCGACCUCGAAGAUGAUGAUUUUCCUGCGCAUCCUGCAGAGCUCGUCACAGUGCGAAGUUUAAAGAAAGCUUUCUCCAAAGACAGGAUGACAAAGCAAAAUGCUGAGUACUUGAUCGAGAACUCGUCCGCGUUUGCCAAGAAGCAGGCGAAGAAGAUCGACCUGUCUGUCUCCGACGGCGUGCGGAUGAUCGGUCAAGCGAGGACCAACACCAACAAGUUGCUCUCAUUGUCCGAGCAAGUGAAUGCAAUGCUGCGAAAGUUUCACAUGAAACAUGCAGAGGGUCCGCGAGAAGAAGACUGGCUCAAGACGCUUGGCGGGACAACUCCUCAGGGCCCUCAGGUCGUCAAGCAAGACAAUCCGCAGUCAGGAGUCCAAGACCUUCUGGAUGCAACCAACAGGCCCACGACAUCCGCGGCAUCGCAGCGGGAGAAGAAGUCUCGCGAAGAGCUCUUGCUGGAGCGCAUGCGCGCCUUGACGUCGGACUUGAUCAAGAAGGGAAAGGAGCAGCACAGACUGGUGGACUUCAUCGACCAGGCGAUCCAGGGCCGACAAGAGAGCAUUCAAGAGAAGGCCUGGGUCAACCGG